Macrobrachium nipponense is the source of this 1647-nucleotide messenger RNA. RefSeq names its product foot protein 1 variant 2-like. NCBI's taxonomy places the organism in Eukaryota, Metazoa, Arthropoda, Malacostraca, Decapoda, Palaemonidae. Bases 1 to 1647 code for a protein of 548 amino acids. The record is from RefSeq and is a predicted model, not a curated record. The transcript has a single exon.
AUGGCCUGCAAGCCAUCCCAAGCCCCUUGGUGGGCCUGCCCACCAUCCUGGGACCCAUGGUGGGCCUGCCCACCAUCCUGGGACCUGUGGCGGGCCUGCCCACCCUCCCGGGACCUGUGGCGGGCCUCUAUGCCAUCCCGGGACCUGUGGUGGGUCUCCCCACCGUCCCGGGACCUGUGGAAAGCUGCCCGCCAUCACAGGGCCCCCGUGGUGGGCCUGCAAGCCGUCCUGGGCUUUGUGGCGGGCCUGCAAGCCGUGCCGGGCCCUGCGGCGGGGCUGAAAGCCGGGCCUGCAAGCCGUGCCGGGCCCCGUGGCGGGCCUGCCGACCGUCCCUGGACCCGUGUCAGGCCUCCCCACCGUCCCGGGACCCGUGGCGGGCCUGCAAGCCGUGCCGGGCCCUGUGGAGGGCCUGCCCACCGUCCCUGGACCCGUGUCAGGCCUCCCCACCGUCCCGGGACCCGUGGCGGGCCUGCAAGCCGUGCCGGCUGGGUGAGGGCCUGCCCACCGUCCCUGGACCCGUGUCAGGCCUCCCCCACCCGUCCCCGGGACCCGUGGCGGGCCCGCCAAGCCGUGCCGGGCCCUGUGGAGGGCCUGCCCACCGUCCCUGACCCUCAGGCCUCCCCGACCGUCCCGGACCCGUGGCGGGCCUGCAAGCCGUGCCGGGCCCUGUGGAGGGCCUGCCCACCGUCCCUGGACCCGUGUCAGGCCUCCCCACCGUCCCUGGACCCGUGUCAGGCCUCCCCACCGUCCCGGGACCCGUGGCGGGCCUGCAAGCCGUGCCGGGCCCUGUGGAGGGCCCCCACCGUCACCUGGACCCGUGUCAGGCCUCCCCACCGUCCCGGGACCCGUGGCGGGCCUGCAAGCCGUGCCGGGCCCUGUGGAGGGCCUGCCCACCGUCCCUGGACCCGUGUCAGGCCUCCCCACCGUCCCGGGACCCGUGGCGGGCCUGCAAGCCGUGCCGGGCCCUGUGGAGGGCCUGCCCACCGUCCCUGGACCCGUGUCAGGCCUCCCCCCGCCCCUACCGUCCGUGGACCCGUGGCGGGCCCUGCAAGCCGUACCGUGCUCUGUGGAGGGCCUGCCCACCGUCCCUCCCUGGACCCGUGUCUGCCUCCACGUCCCGGACCGUGCGGUCCCCUGCCCGGACCCGUGUCAGCCUCCCCACCGUCCCGGCGACCGCAAGCGGGCCUUCAAGCCGUGCCGGGCCCUGUGGAGGGCCCUGCCCACCAGUCCUGGGAACCCGUGGUUCCCGUAGUCAGGCCCUCCCACCGUCCCUGGACCCGUGUCAGGCCCCUCCCCACCGUCCGGGAACGUGGCGGGCCUGCAAGCCGUGCCGGGCCCUAUGGAGGGCCUGCCCACCGUCCCCGGGAACCCGUGUCAGGCCUCCCCGCCCCACCGUUCCCGGGACCCGUGGUCGGACCUGCAAAGCCCGUGCCGGGCCCUGUGGAGGGCCUGCCCACCGUCCCUGGACCCGUGUCAGGCCUCCCCACCGUCCCGGGACCCGUGGCGGGCCUGCAAGCCGUGCCGGGCCCUGUGGAGGGCCUGCCCACCGUCCCUGGACCCGUGUCAGGCCUCCCCACCGUCCCGGGACCCGUGGCGGGCCUGCAAGCCGUGCCGGGCCCUGUGGAGGGCCUGCCCACCGUCCCGUGA